Rodentolepis nana is the source of this 456-nucleotide messenger RNA. The record is from the annotation of a GenBank genome assembly. NCBI's taxonomy places the organism in Eukaryota, Metazoa, Platyhelminthes, Cestoda, Cyclophyllidea, Hymenolepididae.
AUGUGUACACGAAGGAUCAUGUCAUCGACAAAAAUCAUGGAUAACAUGGAAGUGGCUUAUAUGUUCAUUAUUGUGCUCACUUGUUUUAUUGGCAUUAUUGUUACUAUAUUUGGCGUCGUCGCAAAGCCAAACCAUACUAAAUAUCUUUCCAGGGACGACUUUAAGACAUUCAUGGACUGCGUUGUUGCUGUUGGAAUCCUAAACGUAUCAAUGUCACUGGCUGUGCCUCUUGGUUCAUGUCGUAAUAGAAUGAAUGGUUUUGCUGCAAACUUAGCCGUGGGUGUCAUCACCACUAUCCUUGAACUAGUGCUUGUAAUUUUAUACUUUCGGGAAUUUACAGAAUACGGAGUGGCCUUAAUAGCACUGAUGGUCAUUAAUGUCGUCAAUAUGGUACUUGGAGGAGUGCUAAUUAAAAAUUGGAACAACACAUGGCGAAAUUAUCCGGAGGAAGGUUAA